Papilio xuthus (Asian swallowtail) is the source of this 1277-nucleotide messenger RNA. RefSeq names its product aquaporin-like. Gene Ontology annotation, molecular function: channel activity. Gene Ontology annotation, cellular component: plasma membrane. The record is from RefSeq and is a predicted model, not a curated record. The transcript has a single exon. NCBI's taxonomy places the organism in Eukaryota, Metazoa, Arthropoda, Insecta, Lepidoptera, Papilionidae. Gene Ontology annotation, biological process: transmembrane transport. Bases 276 to 1058 code for a protein of 260 amino acids.
CACUUUUGGUAUAUCUGUACAAGAUACAGACGUAACUUUUGCAGAGUUAAAGACAUCAUAUCAACAAAACAAUAUAUUCAAUGAUAAAGUAAUUCUCAUUGCUCGAUAUCAGCGGCCUAUCUGUAUAAUAAUACGUUACGUCUGCUAUAAAAUAUUAUCAACGGUGCACCGAAAAUAUAUUCUAGCGAAUAUCUGUCACACCGCGGGCAUGCUGAAUUAACAAGAUAGUCCGAAAAUAAUAAUAGUGAACAAGUGAAAGUGAAAGUGUAAACAAAAUGACCAUUACACCUGGUAACCAUUUAGUUAACGUGAUCGAAAGUGUAUCAGUAAAAGAUGCCAAAAAUGCAAACGGAAAAACAAAUAGUAAACUAAUCGCUGAUUGUAAAGCUGUCCUAGCUGAGUUUACUUCGACAUUACUUCUUGUAUUCCUCGGUUGUAUGGCAUGCGUGCCCUUGGAAGGAUUCCAGAUACAACCACCACUGUACGGACCAUUUGCGUUUGGUUUUAUUGUUUUAUUUAACAUACAAGCCUUUGGACAUAUAUCAGGAGCUCAUAUGAAUCCAGCAGUUACUCUAGGAGCUGUGCUUUGGGGUAAAAUGUCCGUAUGGCUGGGAAUAGCAUACGUGAUAGCGCAGUGUGCAGGUUCGAUUCUCGGAUACGGUAUAUUAAUGGGUGUGUCGCCACUAGAUUUAGUACCAAAUGAAGUUUGCACGACACAACCUCAUUCACAACUGACGAUGUUACAAGCGGUUGCAGUCGAAGUAAUUUUAACAGCGGCGUUGAACUUCUUGAAUUGUGCUGUUUGGGAUCCUGCAAAUAAAGCAUCAUUAGAAUCGGUAUCUUUGAAAUUUGGUUUUACAAUUGCUGGUCUUUCUAUAGCUGGAAGUGAGCUUACUGGAGCAAGUAUGAAUCCAGCUAGAUCCCUAGGUCCAGUUGUAUGGACGGGGGCUUGGUCUACGCACUGGGUGUACUGGGUCGGACCAAUCAUCGGUGGAUCAAUUUCAGCUUUAUUUUAUAAAUACAUAUGGCUUAAUACAAGUAAGGAACUGAAAGAUUAAUAUUGUAUUAUAAAAUGUAAUCUUUCGUUAAUUUGAUAGUGUAUAAAUUAUUUAUUAUACCUCAUUUAUGGUAUGCAUUAAUUAUUAUUUUUAGGUCUUUGUAUUUUAACUUUUUAUCGAAAUUAAUUUAGAAUGUGGGAAAUAUUAUCGUAGCAAAUGUGUCCAAUUACUAAAAAAAAUUACAACAUUUUUUUAUAAAACUAUCGUGUGUUUACUUUG